AUGUCUUGCCGCUCCUUCCAGAUGGGCUCCAGAUGUGGCAACCGAAGUUUCAGCUCCUGCUCUGCUGUUAUCCCUCGAACAGUGACUUAUUCCUCUGUGAGUAAGGGGCCAUGCAAGAUAGGAGGCACAGGAACCCUCCGAUGGCUGGGCUGCUUUGGCUCCAGAAGCCUGUGCAACGUGGGCUGCGGGAAGCCCCGAAUUGCCUCCAGGUGCAGCUUGCCCAGCUUUGGCUAUCGGGUGGGGGCAGCCUGCGGACCUCCCCGCUGCAUCACCCCAGUCACAGUCAAUGAGAGCCUGCUGAUCCCUCUGGAGCUGGAUAUAGAUCCUAGUGUACAACAAGUGAAGAGGAAUGAGAAGGAACAGAUCAAGUGUCUCAAUAACCGGUUUGCUUCAUUCAUCAACAAGGUGCGCUUCCUAGAGCAGCAGAACAAGCUGUUGGAGACCAAGUGGAACUUCCUGCAGCAGCAGAAAUGCUGCAAGAGCAACAUCGAACCCAUCUUUGACGCCUACAUCAGCACCCUGCAGAAGCAGCUGGACUGUGUGGCGGGGGACCGGGUGAGACUGGAGGCAGAGCUCAGUGGUCUGCAGGAUGUGCUGGAAGGCUACAAGAGAAAAUAUGAGGAAGAACUAUCCCUGAGACCCUGUGCUGAAAAUGAAUUUGUGGCCUUGAAAAAGGAUGUAGAUACAGCCUUUCUGAUCAAAGCUGACCUGGAGACCAAUGUAGAAGCUCUGGUUCAGGAGGUCAACUUUCUAAGAAACUUGUAUGAGGAGGAGAUCUGCCUGCUCCAGUCACAGAUUUCUGAGACCUCAGUCAUUGUGAAGAUGGACAAUAGCCGGAACCUGGAUGUGGAAGGCAUCAUCGCUGAGAUUAAGGCUCAAUAUGACGACAUCGCCAGCCGGAGCAAGGCUGAGGCUGAAGCCUGGUACCAAUGCCGGUAUGAAGAGCUGAGACUGACAGCUGGAAACCACUGUGACAGCCUACGGAACAGCAAGAAUGAGAUCCUGGAAAUGAACCGAGUAAUCCAAAGACUACAGCAAGAAAUUGAGAAUGUCAAAGCUCAGCGCUGCAAACUUGAAGGUGCCAUAGCUGAAGCUGAACAGCAGGGAGAAGCUGCCCUCAAUGAUGCCAAGUGCAAGCUGGCAGGGCUGGAGGAGGCCCUGCAGAAGGCCAAACAGGACAUGGCAUGUCUGCUGAAGGAGUACCAACAGGUGAUGAACUCCAAGUUAGGGCUGGAUAUCGAGAUCGCCACCUACAGGCGGCUGCUAGAGGGAGAGGAGCACAGGCUAUGUGAAGGUGUUGGACCUGUGAAUAUAUCUGUCAGCAGUUCUAAAGGGGCCAUCUUGUAUGAGCCCUGCAUGGUGAGAACAGAGUUCUGCCCUGGGGGCUCGAGUGGCAUUCGGAGCAGUGGGGGCUGCAGCUCGGGCACUGUGGGGAGCAGCAUUGUGGUGGGCACUGGUGACCUCUAUGUCCCCUGUGCCCCUCAGGGUGGAUUCAGUUGUGGGAGUGGGCAGAACUCAAGCAUUAAGCUUGUGUCUGGUGGCUCAUCUAGCCACAAAUGCUAA
Molecule: messenger RNA, 1563 nt
Organism: Trichosurus vulpecula (common brushtail)
Lineage: Eukaryota; Metazoa; Chordata; Mammalia; Diprotodontia; Phalangeridae
Product: keratin, type II cuticular Hb2-like
Exons: 9
Coding region: 1-1563 (520 amino acids)
Biological process (GO): intermediate filament organization; keratinization
Cellular component (GO): keratin filament
Molecular function (GO): structural constituent of skin epidermis
Source: RefSeq, a predicted model, not a curated record